Molecule: messenger RNA, 1608 nt
Organism: Saprolegnia parasitica CBS 223.65
Lineage: Eukaryota; Oomycota; Saprolegniomycetes; Saprolegniales; Saprolegniaceae
Exons: 2
Coding region: 1-1605 (534 amino acids)
Molecular function (GO): protein binding
Source: RefSeq, a predicted model, not a curated record
AUGGACGCGGCGCUCCGUGACCCGGUGCUGGUCGGCCUUAUCGUUGUGUACCAGAAUGGCUGGUGGCGCGAUAGCUUUGUCUUCCGCGAUGACCCGCUGCUGUUUGCAUCGGGCGACUUGGAGCACCACGUCGCUGGCUUUGGCGAGCGCUUCGCGCCGUGGCUCGCACGGCGUGGCCUCGAUGGCGCCAUGCAUCUCAUGCACAUCUACCCACCGCUCGUUCCGUGCAUUGCACUACAUGCAGCGGCAACUGGCGACCACCCGCUGGGCGUUGCCGCCAUUGGCAGUAGCAACGACAUCUCGCGUUGGGCGACGUUCAUGAGCCAUGUCGCAACUCACUUUGGUCAUUGCGACCUCUUUGCGUCCAACGGCAUUCCAGUCUCGACAAAAGGAGCGCUCACAAGUGGCAACGUGGCGCUCGUGCGACAGCUCUACGAAGAGCGCGGGUCCGUCGACUUCAAUCGGUAUGUCGAGGAUGCGGUAUGUUCCGGGCACCUCGCCAUCCCCCUCGACGUGGUCACCAAGCUACACGAAGAGAAUCCCACCGUGAACCUCGAGUACAUGCUGGAAGAAGCCGCGUCGAAUGGCCAUUGCGACGUGAUCGAGUUCAUCUUGGCCACGGGGGCGAUGUGCACACCUGCCGCGCUGCAAGCGGCGGCGCGGCGAGGUCAUCUCGCGUGCUGUCAAGUGCUACUCACGCACGACUGCAAGAGCAAUCCUACGCGUAUGCUACCCGUCUCGGUCAUGGUCGCUGCCGUCGCGGGCGGGAACGAUGCAAUCAUCUCGCUGCUGCAUUCCAAUCAGAUUUGGUCGCACGAGUACAUGAACGCCUGUGCGAGCGUCGGCCGACUGGACCUCGUGAAAAUGCUCCACAAUGCCGGGCACUUUACUUGCUCGAAAGCUGCGAUGGACUGCGCGGCAGCCAACGGCCACGUUGCUGUCGUGGCUUUUCUGCACGAGCACCGGGACGAAGGCUGCUCGGUGAGCGCGGUCGACAAUGCUGCGGGCAACAAUCACUUGGACGUCGUUAUGUACCUGCAUGCGACGGUCGGCGCCAAAGCCUCUUGCUAUGCGAUCGCGUGGGCAGCCAUGGGCGGUCAUGAUCGCGUAGUGCGGUAUCUAUACGAAGCUAUGAAGGCACCCGUGCUCGACGAUGUACCCGAGCGUGCGGCCCGAGGCGGUCACUUGUCGGUCGUGCGCUACCUCCACGAGCAAGGUCUUGGCGAAUGGACGCCGCGCGUGAUGGAUCUGGCGGCCAAGUCAGGAAAUCGCGCGCUCGUCGCGUUUCUGCAUGCGCACCGGACCGAAGGCUGCACACGCACUGCCGUCGACGACGCAGUUGUCCGAGGGGAUGUGGCGAUGGUGCGGUUGUUGCUCGAGGUGGUCAAUGCGACACUGUGUUCGCCGGUGGCGAUGCGGCAAGGCAGCGCAGACGUGCUCGUCUACUUGGCCAGUCUCGGGGUCGAUGUGGUGCGUCCGCUACGUGCGAGCGGCUCUCGAUUUGUCGCGCUCGUCGAGUACUUGGAGCACAAGCAAGCGUGGCCACGACCGGCCAAGAAGCAGCGCACAAAAGAUCGAAUGCAUCAAGGAUUGAAAGAAACAUAGCAG